Messenger RNA from Toxorhynchites rutilus septentrionalis, 4968 nucleotides. RefSeq lists its product as uncharacterized. Gene Ontology annotation, biological process: DNA integration. Gene Ontology annotation, molecular function: nucleic acid binding. The coding region runs from base 1 to 4968 and encodes 1655 amino acids. The transcript is spliced from 2 exons. NCBI's taxonomy places the organism in Eukaryota, Metazoa, Arthropoda, Insecta, Diptera, Culicidae. The record is from RefSeq and is a predicted model, not a curated record.
AUGCUUAAGGCUAAACUACCCACUCCUGUUAUUCCUCACGAAAACCGCCCCCUUGAAAGCCCCCCUCGUUCGUCAUCCGCUUUGUCCGGUUUGAGGUUGCCAACAAUUUCGCUUCCGGAUUUUGACGGAGAUUACAAGCAGUGGCUUACCUUCCACGAUACGUUUCUCGCAUUGAUCCACGAGAACGUAGAACUUCCACCGAUCCAGAAGUUCCAUUACCUCCGUGCAGCGGUGAAGGAUGAAGCAGCGCAAAUCAUCGAGACGAUUGCCAUCAGUGCGGCCAACUAUCCACUGGCUUGGCAAACAUUGGUCGCUCGUUAUUCCAACAAAUAUCUAUUGAAAAAGCGACAUUUACAAGACCUGUUGGAAAUUCCCAGGAUGAAAAAGGAGACCGCUGCCGCGUUGCAUUCCGCGGUAGACGAUUUUCAGAGGCACGUGAAAAUCCUAGAACAAUUGGGUGAGCCAACUGCAAAUUGGAGUACCCUGCUGGAGCAUCUAUUGUGCAUACGAUUGCAUGAUGACACAAUCCGAGCAUGGGAGGAUCAUGCAGAGACUGUUGGAAACCAAACGUACAAAUGCUUGGUAGAAUUUUUGGAAAAACGCAUCCGUGUUCUUGAGAGUGUUUCGGUCAACCAUAAUAAUAUAGCUCACCAAACCACGCCCGCUGCAGGUGUCAACAGUACUCAUCAUCGAAGACCCUCGUACCCGUUUAAAAUGUCUACUCACGCCGUCACGGAAAGUUCAGCCCCCAAAUGCCAUGCAUGUGAUCAGCAUCAUCCUCUAGUAAGAUGUUCGAAAUUCGAGAAGAUGACGUUAGCUGAGCGUUUACGUACUGUGAACUCAAAACGACUCUGCCUAAACUGCUUUCGCCAUGAUCACUUCGCCCGUGAUUGCUCCUCUUCUUACUGUUGUCGGGUGUGCAAGAAAAAGCACCAUUCCAUGUUGCACCCUGGGUACAUUGGGAAUCCCAAUGGACUUGGUACUGAAUCGCCAUCCAACAGAGCGAUUUAUUCGGGUGGUCCACCACAACAAUCAUCCAACGUUCAAUCCAGAAUUUCAUUUCAAGAAGUUUCUAACGCAACGAAGUUACAGACAGUGAAAUGCAGCAGCACGAUUUACAAUCCCCACCCAACCGUGUUCAUGCUAACAGUGGUGCUGCGCAUCGUAGAUGUCUACGGGAAGGAGCACUUCGCCCGUGCUCUGCUGGACAGUGCCUCUCAGCUGAACCUAAUGUCCGAUCGUUUGGCUCAACUGCUCCGUUUGCGUCGACAGAAGGUGAAUGUUCUCGUUCAUGGAAUUGGUGAGAAGCCUGAACAUGCUACGGAGUCUGUGACGACUAAAAUCCUCUCCCGCAAAAAUGAAUUCGCUAAAGAUGUUAGCUUUUUAGUUCUCAAGCGAAUGAUGUCAAAACUGCCAGCUGAAGAUGUACUUGUUGAAAGAUGGAAUCUACCCGGCGACGUGUUCCUAGCUGAUCCUGGAUUCAAUCGGUCGAGCGAGAUCGAUCUCGUCAUAGGAACACAAUUUUUCUUCGAUUGUUUCCCCACAGCGUCUAAAAUUCAACUCUCAGGUAAUCUUCCCAUAAUGGUUGACAGCGUGUUUGGCUGGAUAUUUGCUGGAAAUUGCCAUGUAGUUCCAUCUGUUAGUGAUGCCGUUAGCUGCACGACCGUCGCCCAGUCGUUAGCCCCGCUGGAAGAAUGCAUGGAAAGAUUUUGGAAGAUAGAAGAACUCCCCGUCAGAUGUGAUAUGUCACCCGAAGAAAAGGCUUGCGAAGAGCUUUAUAGGUCAACCACAUCCCGAAACGAUGGUGGGAGAUAUGUUGUUCGGCUACCGAAACAGCCCAACUUCGCUGAGAUGGUUGGUGAAUCGAAGUCCAUCGCAUUACGCCGAUUUCACCUGCUCGAGCGAAGACUUUCGAACGAUACUGAUCUGAAAGAGAGCUACGAUAAGUUCAUGGCUGAUUACGUAGCUUUAGGACAUAUGCGUAUUGUACACUCUGACUAUACUCCUGAUUCACACGUGUACUACUUGCCACAUCACCCUGUGCUGAAAGAGACCAGCACAACAACAAAAACCAGAGUGGUUUUCGAUGGCUCCAGCAAAACGUCAUCCGGUUAUUCGCUCAACCAAUCCCUAUGUAUUGGACCCGUUGUGCAAGACGACCUCUUGACCUUGAUCAUCCGCUUCCGAAAAUACCCGAUAGCCAUGAUUGCGGAUAUUGAGAAAAUGUACCGCCAGGUACAGGUACAUUCUUCCGAUGCUCCUCUCCAACGAAUAUUAUGGAGAUUUAGUCCUUCCGAACCAUUGCUCACUUAUGAGCUCCAGACCGUCACCUAUGGACUAGUUCCUUCAUCUUUUCUCGCCACUAGAACGCUACAGCAGCUUGCUGAAGAUGAUGGUGACGUUUAUCCUCUGGGAGCCGCUGCAUUGAGAAAGUCGUUUUACGUUGAUGACUAUAUAGGUGGAGCAGGCUCGAUUCCUGAAGAUAUCGAGUUGCGCAACGAGUUGACCAAACUGCUGGCAAGAGGUGGUUUCCCGCUGCGAAAGUGGACGUCAAAUAAGUUAGAAGUUCUCCAAGGUUUGUCCACCGACGAAAUUGGUACCCAGUCAACCCACAAGUUUGACCCAGAUGAGACCGUGAAGACCCUUGGAAUUUUGUGGGAGCCUGCAUCGGAUCAGUUUCGCUUCGAUCUACAAAUGCACUGCGUCACGACGCACGUGACAAAACGGGCAAUCCUUUCCGCUGUGUCACAGCUGUUUGAUCCGCUAGGACUAAUAGGGCCCGUAGUUGUGAGAGGGAAAAUGAUGAUUCAGGAACUGUGGCUAGCAUCAUACUCCUGGGACGACGAGGUUCAGGAACCCAUAAAAAAGAAGUGGGAAGAGUUCUACGACGAAUUACCAAGUUUGUCCGAGUUUCGCAUUGACCGAUUCGCGUUUGCUCCGAAUUCCACCAUUCAGUUGCACAGUUUUGCGGACUCCUCCGAGGCUGCCUACGGUGCCUGCACUUACGCCCGUACUGUGGACUCCGAAGACAAUGUGCGCAUCCAACUGUUAGCAGCCAAAUCUCGAGUAGCACCCUUAAAGCGACUAACCCUACCGCGAUUGGAGCUUUGUGCAGCUUUGAUCGCCACACAGCUGCAUUCUCGCAUCAUAGAAGCACUGCAAAUGGGAACCGUCGAAUCCUUCUACUGGUCGGACUCCACCGUGGUGCUACAGUGGCUUAGAACUCCUCCAAGUUUGCUUAAGCCAUUCGUGGCCAACCGAGUCUCGGAGAUACAAACCUCCACGCACAGAUCGCAUUGGCGGCAUGUAUCUGGAAUCCAGAACCCGGCGGAUCUUGUAUCCAGAGGAAUGCAUGUGAAGGACCUCCUUACCAGCUCGCUUUGGAAGAACGGUCCUGAAUGGUUAACCUGGCCUGAAGCGGCUUGGCCGACACCGAAAAUUAAGAUUUCACCCGAAGCAGAACAUGAAUGCAAGCGAAUAAUGACUGUUGUAGCCACUACUGCACCAGUUUACAAUCCAAUUUUUACAUUAUACCGCAACUUUUCACGUCUGGUAAGAAUACUUGCCUACUGCCGAUGUUUUAUCCAUAAUCUGCGCGACAAGGUUCGAACGCAACCCGUACAUUUAACAGGUUCCGAGCCAAGAAUGUCGCUUUCCGUAAAGCAAAUCUCCCACACUAAAACACAUCUUGUUAGACUGGCUCAAGCCGACUGUUUUCAAGACGAAAUUCGUGACCUUCGUCAAGGACGACCUUUGAAGAAGAGCUCUCCGAUAAGACUGCUGAAUCCAUUCGUCGAUACUGAGGCCUUGCUCCCUAGCUUUCAUCCCCUCGCCAAGCUGAUAGCCAAAUCCUUCCAUUACAAACUGGUUCAUGGUGGCGGUCACGUCACCCUAUCGAACAUGCGUGAGGAGUAUUGGCCAUUACAAGGACGAAGACUAGUACGCAGCGUCAUCAGAAACUGCUACCAAUGCGCUCGAGCCAAUCCCGUUCCAGUCCAGCAACAAAUUGGUCAGCUGCCUGCCCAGCGGAUCACUGCCAGCAAGCCGUUUGCUGUUACCGGUGUGGAUUACACCGGUCCAGUUUAUUUAAAGCCGAUCCACAAACGAGCUCAACCGACGAAGGCAUACAUCUGUCUAUUUGUCUGCUUCACGACGAAGGCAGUGCAUCUAGAGCUUGCCGGUGACCUCUCAACAGUAGCCUUCCUCAAGGCAUUCCGCCGUUUUGUAUCUCGCCGAGGUCGACCAGCACACCUGCAUUCCGACAAUGGGAAGAACUUCAUUGGGGCCAAAAAUGAGCUGCACCAAAUCUACCAAAUGCUCCACAGCCAGCAGGAGAUGGAAAAAAUCCAGAAAGUAUGUGCCGAAGAAGAAAUCAUUUGGCACUUGAACCCACCGAAGGCGCCUCAUUUCGGUGGGCUUUGGGAAGCGGCAGUCAAGGUUGCCAAAACCCACCUGUACCGUCACCUCGGGAACACCUUGCUGUCGUUUGAGGACCUGUCUACAGUUUUAGUAGAAAUCGAAGCUGCGAUGAACUCGCGGCCACUUGUUCCGAUGACCGAAGACCCGAACGACUUCUCCGUUCUGACGCCAGCACAUUUCAUUAUCGGAUCGACAAUGCAUUCCCUGCCCAGUCCCAACGUUUGCGACUUCCCAUGGUCGCGGCUUGACCACUAUCACCAGCUGCAGCAGUUAUAUCAGCAGUUCUGGCACCAUUGGAGAACCGAGUACCUCCAGGAACUCCAAAAGGACACCAGAAGCUGCCAACCAAACGCCGCAAUUACGCCUGGCAAACUAGUGGUGGUCAUCGAUGAAUUCCAGCAUCCAGUUCGUUGGCCACUCGCCCGGAUUGAGGCUGUCCAUCCAGGCACAGAUGGACUUGUUCGCGUGAUGACGCUACGCACGCCGAGAGGAACCAUCAAGCGCCCAGUCACAAAGAUCUGCAUAUUGCCAACAGACCAAGAAGAUUAA